UGGCGCGGGCCGGGCAUGGGCGGCGGGCCGGCGGGCCGGGGGCGGUGGCAAGGACGAAGGGCGGGCCGCGGGCCCCGGCGCGCACAGCGUUUCGGGCCUUGUAGUCCGCGGCCGCCGGCGCACUGCCCGUCGGGCCUUGUAGUCCGCGGGCCGUCGGCGCGCAGGCUCGCCGUGGCGGCCAGACUACAGCUACCGGAAGAUGCUGCGCGACCGGAGCGGAGCAUGCCGGGCAUCGUAGUCCCGCCGGGAGAGGCCCGGCGGUCGUCGGACUCCAGAGGGUCUUCGGCCGGGUCGGGCCGCAUCCCGGCCGCAGAGGGGUGGUUGCCCCGACCGGCGGGAGCUCUGGCCCCGGUGUCUGGGGUCGGGACGAGGACGGGAGGCAGUUGCAGCUCUGGCCGCGGGAAGCCUGGGUGGGCCGCCCUGAGCGCUGCGCAGGGGCCGGAGCGCAGGCGGCCACUGGGCCCAGCCCGAAGCCCGGCCUCUGCAGGCCCUGCUCUUGGACGGUGGAGGUUUGGCGGAGUUUCGACGGCCUGGACGUGGACCUCGAGACCUCCGCCGGCCUCUGGUCAAGCCCCCGGGCCUCCCGUGGCCUACAGGGAGCCCCCAAGGGCCCGCACUCGCCCUGCCUCUGCCCCUCCCGCCACGCGCCGGAGGGCGGGUGGCUGCCUCGCGCUCCCUCCCUCGCUGCCGGCUUGUCCCUCUCGGCCCACCGCUCCUUUGAUGCCGGUGCCCAGAGCCCUGACCGCGCAGCAGCCCCGGUGCUGGACCGUUCUCCCCCACGGCCGCCCGGCACCCCAGCACCCCGCCUUCACAGGCGGCUCGCUGACCAAGCUGGCCUACUACUCCACCGUGCAGCACAAAGUCGCCAAAGUGAGGUCCUUCGACCACUCGGGCAAGGACGCCGAGCAAGACCACGAGCCGCCCUACGAGAUCUCGGUGCAGGAGGAGGUGACCGCCCGGCUGCACUUCGUCAAGUUCGAGAACACCUACAUAGAAGCCUGCCUGGACUUCAUCAAGGACCACCUCGUCAACACCGAGACCAAGGUCAUUCAGGCGACCGGGGGCGGGGCAUACAAGUUCAAGGACCUCAUCGAAGAGAAGCUGCGGCUGAAAGUUGACAAGGAAGACGUGAUGACUUGCUUGAUAAAGGGGUGCAACUUUGUGUUAAAGAACAUCCCGCACGAGGCCUUCGUGUAUCAGAAAGAUUCCGACCCUGAGUUCCGAUUUCAGACAAAUCACCCCAACAUCUUCCCGUAUCUUCUUGUCAAUAUCGGUUCUGGAGUCUCUAUUGUGAAGGUGGAGACCGAGGACAGAUUCGAGUGGAUUGGCGGCAGCUCCAUUGGAGGUGGCACCUUCUGGGGGCUUGGGGCGCUGCUCACCAAAACAAAGAAGUUUGAUGAGCUGCUGCAUCUGGCCUCCAAGGGCCAUCACACCAAUGUGGACAUGCUGGUGCAGGACAUCUAUGGCGGGGCCCAUGAGACCCUGGGGCUGAGCGGCAACCUCAUCGCCAGUAGCUUCGGGAAGUCGGCCACCGCCGACAGAGAGUUCUCCAAGGAGGACAUGGCCAAGAGCCUGCUGCACAUGAUCAGCAAUGACAUCGGGCAGCUCGCCUGCCUCUAUGCGAGGCUCCACUGCUUGGACAGGGUCUACUUCGGCGGCUUCUUCAUCCGGGGCCACCCCGUCACCAUGCGCACCAUCACCUACAGCAUUAACUUCUUCUCCAAGGGGGAAGUCCAGGCACUGUUCUUGAGACACGAAGGCUACCUGGGAGCCAUCGGAGCGUUUCUAAAAGGAGCCGAACAAGACAACCCCAACCAGUACAGCUGGGGCGAGAACUACGCAGGCAGCUCCGGGCUGAGGAGUUCGCCCCCAGAGCCCUGCCCAUCUCAGCGGACCAGGGGCGGCGCCUUUGACUUGCUGGAAAUGGACCGGCUGGAGAGGCCAUUGGUGAAUCUGCCGCUCCUUCUGGACCCGUCGUCCUACGUGCCCGACACCGUGGACCUCACGGACGACGCCCUGGCUCGCAAGUACUGGCUCAGCUGCUUCGAGGAGGCGCUGGACGGGGUGGUGAAACGUGCUGUGGCCAGCCAGCCAGGCUCUGUGGACGCAGCUGAAAGGGCGGAGAAGUUCCGCCAGAAGUACUGGAACAAGCUGCAGACGCUGCGACACCAGCCGUUUGCUUACGGAACCCUGACCGUGCGCAGCCUUUUGGACACGAGGGAGCACUGUUUGAAUGAGUUCAGCUUCCCAGACCCCUACUCCAAGGUGAAGCAGCGGGAAAAUGGCGUGGCGCUGAAGUGUUUCCAGAGGGUGAUCCGCUCCCUGGAUGCGCUGGGCUGGGAGGAGCGGCAGCUGGCCCUGGUCAAAGGGCUGCUGGCCGGCAACGUCUUCGACUGGGGAGCGAAAGCCGUCUCUGAUGUCCUCGAAUCCGACCCCCAGUUUGGGUUUGAGGAGGCAAAGAGGAAGCUGCAAGAGCGGCCCUGGCUCGUGGACUCCUACAGCAAGUGGCUUCAGAGACUGAAGGGGCCCCCUCACAAAUGUGCCUUAAUUUUCGCAGAUAACAGUGGAGUAGACGUCAUUUUGGGAGUCUUCCCCUUUGUCAGGGAGCUUCUCUCUAGAGGGACGGAGGUCAUCCUGGCGUGCAACUCAGGACCCGCCUUGAACGACGUGACCUACAGCGAGUCCCUCAUCGUGGCUGAGCGCAUUGCGGCCAUGGACCCCGUUAUCCACUCAGCACUCAGAGAAGAGAGGCUCCUGCUGAUGCAGACGGGUUCCAGCUCCCCGUGCCUGGACCUCAGCCGCCUGGACAAGGGGCUGGCCAUGCUGGUGCGGGAGCGCGGUGCAGACCUGGUGGUCAUCGAGGGCAUGGGCCGGGCCGUCCACACCAACUACUAUGCGAGCCUGCGCUGUGAGAGCCUCAAGCUGGCUGUCAUCAAGAACUCCUGGCUGGCCGAGCGGCUGGGCGGCCGGCUCUUCAGCGUCAUCUUCAAGUACGAGGUCCCGGCCGAGUGAGGCGCCACCCUGCUGGACUGUUCUCGUCACUCGUCAGGAAUGUAUUUCGACUACAACAGGGAAACUGCAUUCAAAUCCGAAUAUUUAUAUUGUGCUUCUGUGACUCGGAGUGGGCGCACCCAGCUGUGGACACGGCGCUCGAGGCCCUGAGUCGGUGUUCACACUGCCGUGUUCAUGGUGGGGACGCAGCUCUCGUCCCGUGAGACACUCACGUUGGAAUGUAUUUAGCUGUUAAAUAAUCUUUUAUAUAUAUAUAUAAAUAUAUAUAUAAAUAUAUACAGAUACCUGUGGCGGAGACGCA
Molecule: messenger RNA, 3313 nt
Organism: Equus caballus (horse)
Lineage: Eukaryota; Metazoa; Chordata; Mammalia; Perissodactyla; Equidae
Gene: PANK4
Product: pantothenate kinase 4 (inactive)
Biological process (GO): coenzyme A biosynthetic process
Cellular component (GO): nucleus; cytosol
Molecular function (GO): ATP binding; pantothenate kinase activity
Source: RefSeq, a predicted model, not a curated record